GACGGUGGUGAUUGGUUCGACCCUUUCGUCUCUUUGAACGCCAACAUCAUCGAGGCAAUCGACAGCGUGAUUGGGUCUGCUGGCGCAGCCAUCAUCCUCUACACCAUCCUUGUCAAGGUGGUCACCUACCCACUUCAGCAGCCGGCGUUGCGCGCAUCCGCGCUGCUGCAGAUGCUGUCCCCGCAGCUGGAGGAGAUCAAUCGGCAAUACAAGGAUGAUGAGGACAAAAAGGGACAAACCCUGCGGGAUCUCUAUGGCAAGGUGGGGCUGAACCCAUUCCUCUCGCUGGUGCCGGUUCUGUUUCAGAUUCCGCUCUUCGUGGCACUCUUCCGGGCGAUCGGACGACUGGCCUCGCAGGACGACCACUUCAAGGAGCCUUUUCUUUGGAUUCCGAGCCUCGCCGGCCCGGUCAGCCAGGGGAAGCCCAGCCUGGAUUGGCUUUUGAAGACCCGAUCCAGCGAAGCUUUUGAGCCACUGGUGGGCUGGCAGGAUGCCACAAUGUACUGCGUGCUGCCCCUGCUGGUCUUCCUAGCCCAGUUCCUCUCCUCCAGGCUGUCCUCGCCCUCCUCGGAGAACUCCACGAAUGGCGUCCUCUUCCCGCUCUUUAUCGGUAUUUCGACGCUGGUCUCCCCCUCUGGAGUCGGUGUGUAUUGGUUCACCAACACGGUGUUGACCACCGCACAGAUGAAGGUGACCCAAGACGAAGUCGCGGAGGAGUUCCCGGAGUACAAGCAAAUCAAGGACGAUUUUGAUGCCAAGGAGAACGGCGCGCGGUACACGCGAGCUUCGCCUUUCAAGGAGGAGGAUGCUGUCAAGAAGAGCGUGGACGCGCUCAAGGAGCCCGAAGCACCUCCGAAGAAAACCUCGCGGAAAGAGCGAUACAGAUGGGACAAAGUCAAAGGAUGCCACACCGGGUACAGUUGCACAUUCUCGUUGCCAGGCGAGGGGAAAAAGAAGAACUUCGGAGAGGCGUCCUUUUGGCGUGCAGAUACGGGCGCGGAGGACCUGGACAAACAGCCCAAGCCUGCACCUGACAAGUACCUCAUCAGUUUCAUUCCAUCGCUCAGGCAUUUGGCCUUCAUCUUAAUGCAGUGCUACUUUCAACUCUGGCUGAGUGCGGUGUCCCUCACAUCCCCCCCGGCUGCCCAGAGCUGCCAGGAGCCACCCGGUGAUCCACUGGAUCCGACAGGUGCGGCGACGAAGGGACGGCUGUAA
Symbiodinium necroappetens is the source of this 1215-nucleotide messenger RNA. NCBI's taxonomy places the organism in Eukaryota, Dinophyceae, Suessiales, Symbiodiniaceae. The record is from the annotation of a GenBank genome assembly.